Molecule: messenger RNA, 815 nt
Organism: Centropristis striata (black sea bass)
Lineage: Eukaryota; Metazoa; Chordata; Actinopteri; Perciformes; Serranidae
Product: interferon a3-like
Exons: 5
Coding region: 255-815 (186 amino acids)
Biological process (GO): defense response; response to exogenous dsRNA
Cellular component (GO): extracellular region
Molecular function (GO): cytokine receptor binding
Source: RefSeq, a predicted model, not a curated record
GAGUAUAAAUGAAGCGCUGCAGCUCUGCUACAACAGAUCAACCGGACCACAAGAGAAAUCAGCAUUUGCUCCAAAGAAAGGAUAUCAUACCUUUUUAAUAAAAAAAAAGAAAUCAGCAUUUGCUCCAAAGAAAGGAUAUCAUACCUUUUUAAUAAAAAAAAAAAGAAAUCAGCAUUUGCUCCAAAGAAAGGAUAUCAUACCUUUUUAAGAAAAAUAAGGAUAUUUUACCCUUUAUAAAGAAGAAGAAAAAGAAGAUGACUCCCAGCAGGAUCCUGUUCGUCUUUCUGUCUCUCAGCCUGUACAGCUCAGCCUCCUCACUGAGCUGCAGGUGGAUGGAGCACAGGUUCAGACAUUUCAGUGAAAAGACUUUUAAACUACUGGAUACAAUGGCUAAUAACUCCACUAACACCACUGAGGAUGCUAAAGUGGAGGACACUGUGGCCUUCCCUGAUCAUCUGUACAACCAGGCGUCCAAAGCUUCAGCUGAGGACAAACUGUUUUUCAUGGCUCAGGUUCUGGAGGAGAUGGUUUCUCUGUUUGAGGAGGAUCACAGCGCUGCAUCAUGGGAGGAGAACACGGUGGAGAAGUUCCUCAUUCUUCUGAGCCGCCAGGCUGACGGCCUCCGCUCCUGUAUUGGGAGCCACGGCCACAAGAAGAAAAGCAAGAAGCUGCACCUGUACUUCCAUAGACUCCUCCACCAUGUCCUGGAGAGGAUGGAGUACAGUGCUGAAGCCUGGGAACUGAUCAGGAUAGAGAUGAAAACCCAUCUGAUGAGAGCAGAGAUAGAGCUGGCUGCACCUCUGCUCAACAACUAA